GUUGUAAUGCGGCGCAGAGGCCUGACCCACCACCUUCUCAGUUCCCCUCUUCUCAGUUCUUCUCAUCAACGACGCCGACGCCAAGAGCUUUACCUCCUCAGGACGUCACGUACCCUCUGCUCUCCUGCCCGACCGACGCAACAUCUCCUCGUCUGCUGUACUCCUGCUGUAAUUUAAUUAAGAAUUGCUUGAGCAUUAAGAUGGCUUUGAGAGGUGUGUGGCAACUUCAAAAGCUGAUUGUGAGCUAUUGUGACUGGGGAGGAAGUAGUAGGGGCAUCAGGGCAUUUAUGGAGUCACAACUGCCAGCAUUUAAAGAAGGAAAUCCUCAGUUAGAGUUGAUUACUGAACUCAAUCGUGGGCAACAUCCAUAUUUGAAGGCUUUUUAUGAGAACAAAAAUGAGCGGGUGGUUUGUGUGAAGAAUUUGACUCCAGAUGAAGUACUUCUGCAAGCGACCAGGCUAAGGAAUUCAUUGGGAAGAAAGGUGGUAAAACUAAAGACAAGGCAUGUUACCCAGCACCCAAGCGUGCAAGGUACAUGGACAACAGCAGUUAGAUUUUGAGGCAUGAAAACCGCUUAAUGAAUAGCUGUUGUUGCCAUGCUUUUAGUGUCAUAAAGCUAUAACAAUGACUUAGUACUAGUUACAGAAUCAGAUGAAAAUGCUUUAUAUGAUGCUUUGGAUUGUAGUAUUGAACUCGGUUAUAUUGUCUUUUCGACAUGUUUCAAUUCUCAUUUGGUUUUGCUCUAAAAAUAGGCAAAACAUUUUUAA
This is a messenger RNA of Hevea brasiliensis (rubber tree), 767 nucleotides long. Its product is annotated as 54S ribosomal protein L51, mitochondrial. The record is from RefSeq and is a predicted model, not a curated record. The transcript is spliced from 4 exons. NCBI's taxonomy places the organism in Eukaryota, Viridiplantae, Streptophyta, Magnoliopsida, Malpighiales, Euphorbiaceae. Gene Ontology annotation, molecular function: structural constituent of ribosome. Gene Ontology annotation, biological process: mitochondrial translation. The coding region runs from base 201 to 560 and encodes 119 amino acids. Gene Ontology annotation, cellular component: mitochondrial large ribosomal subunit.